CCGACACCGCUACCGACACUUCGACAUCUGUUUCACGCGACAAAUCUCCAGUCUCUCAAAAAAAUAAACGGGGCCAGCUUUUCCGAGAUGAUUUCGCUGCUAAAGUUACUCUUGACAUUUGCUGUAUUUGAUGUAACGUUUUCAUCGCCAGUAUUGCAGACACUCCAAGCACAGAAGAAACGGUUUUCGCCACCUACUGAAUCGGUUAUACCAUUAGAACAUGAUGAAACGGGAAAAUGCAUCUACGUAAAAUCCGAAGAAGGCAUCUAUUUAUUCUCUUCUCCCGGGUCUCCCCAGGUGUGUGGCUUAUACGUGAUCGCUGAUCCCCAGCACAGCGUUCACUUCACGUUCCAUGAGUUCCGUGUCUCCUGCGAAAAAGGAGGACUUCUUUCGGUUGUUGAUGGUUGGGAACUCAACGGUCAAUUCUUUCCUGGAAAUGAAGAUCAUCCCAAACCUCCAGAAAAGCGUUUUGCUGAAUAUUGCGGAGAAAAUAGACCAUGGAGCACAAUUUCGACUUCCCAAAAUGUCGGCCUUCUGGAAUUCAGACUACCAGCCAAAGGGGACGGUUUUACUGUGUCUGUCACAUUUAGCCAGAAUCCGAAACCGUGUAAUGCUGUUUUACAACAACCUUCUGGAGUCUAUACACUGCGGAACUACGGACAGAGAGUCAACUGCACAAUGUCCAUCAUAUUUCCAGAGACUUUCCAGAUCCUUGCAAGCAGUGUUGGACGCCAUUCUACUCCCAUCACUGGAAGGACAAUGGAUGUUGAAACUGGAAUCGUUAAAAAAUGCAAAAAAUUGGGACUUGAAGAUUAUGUGGAAGUCCGAGGAGGGGAUGGUUUAGAUCCAAGCAUGAUGUCAGUGGCUGAAGACUUUUGUGGAACAGACUCCGUGCCAGGAAGAAGUUCGGUGGAUGUUGCUUGUGGGAAUUCAGCGGUGCGUCUCGUUUCCAGCGGAAAGUUUGAAAAUUCUGUGACAGUUAGUUUUGAUUUGUUAAUGGAUUGGGGCUCUCCGAGCUUAGUUUGCCCGACACUUCUAGAAACCCCUUGAAGACAUACUUUCGUUGCAGUCUUCAAGGAGGUAUGCCAAAAAGAAGUUGUAAUAAUAUUCAUUUCUUAUAGAGAACAUAAUUUGAAAAAAAAUGUGCUUUGAUUUUCCUUAUGUAUUUGAAAGGACACCUUGGUUUUGAGAAUGUAAAGAUAUUUUACUGUAUGUAUUAAAUAUAGAUUAAUAGAUGAAGAUGUAAAUUUUAACUUUAUGUUUAUGGCUAUUAAAAUCUUGACUUUUUCUUUAAAGAAAAUUACUUUA
Messenger RNA from Uloborus diversus, 1308 nucleotides. Its product is annotated as corticotropin-releasing factor-binding protein-like. Lineage: Eukaryota; Metazoa; Arthropoda; Arachnida; Araneae; Uloboridae. The record is from RefSeq and is a predicted model, not a curated record. Gene Ontology annotation, molecular function: corticotropin-releasing hormone binding. The transcript is spliced from 8 exons. Bases 88 to 1050 code for a protein of 320 amino acids. Gene Ontology annotation, biological process: hormone-mediated signaling pathway; negative regulation of corticotropin secretion; negative regulation of corticotropin-releasing hormone receptor activity.